GGUCCAGGCACUGAAGAGCAAACACAAAGUGGGAUAAAGACCGUGCAAGACAAACAGCUGAGAAAAUGUACGGAUUCAUAAACACUUGCCUGAAAUCUCUAGUCAUUGAGAAAUUUGGUGAAGAAACGUGGGAAACAUUAAGGACAAAGGCAGAGGUCCAGGAAUCAUUUAUGACUUAUGAGAUUUAUGAUGACACGCUGACCCUGCGCCUGGUGCAGGAGGCCUGUAAAAUGUUGGAGGUUUCCUCUGAGGUGGUCCUCAAGCUGUUCGGCGAGUACUUCUUCAGCUUCUGCAAGAUGUCUGGCUAUGACACCAUGCUGCGCACCUUGGGGGGCAAUCUUGUGGACUUCAUUGAGAACCUGGAUGCCCUCCACAGCUACUUGGCCCUCUCUUAUGAGCAAAUGAAUGCCCCUUCUUUUCGGGUGGAGAAGACAGAAGAUGGAAAGAUGCUGUUACAUUACUACUCAGAUCGGAGGGGACUCUACCAUAUUGUUCCAGGCAUCAUAGAAGCUGUAGCCAAGGAUUUCUUUGACAGCCAGGUCCACAUGACCAUCCUCAACCAAUCAGAGGAGAACGAGCACACUGGAAAGAAAGAGCACGUGGUCUUCUUGGUUGUGCAGAUGACGAACAAACCAAAGAAGCGAUCUCAGCAGACUGGCAGUGACGACAGCGCUGACAUUGAGGACAGGAAGCAAAGGGAUGAAAACUUUGUGAAGAUGAAGUCCAGGUAUGCCACCUUACCACCAUGUCCUGGAAGAAGGGCACCUUGGGAAAUCGUGAGGAGCAUUGUCAAGUUUGGGCAAGGCAAACUCAUGAACUCGUUCACCCCCUGCUAUCCCAAAAAGCUGUGGAUUGAGGAGCAGACCUUCUGUAAUGCCUUUCCUUUCCACAUUGUCUUUGACGAGAAUCUCAAGGUGAAACAGACUGGGAUCAACAUCCAGAAAUUCGUCCCAGGACUGCAGACAAUGGACAUCAGGCUGGAUGAGUACUUCAGCAUUGUCCACCCUGAGGUCACCUUCAACAUUGAGAGCAUCAGGAAAUUCAUCAAUAGUCAGUUUGUGCUGAAGACCAGGAGGGAGAUGCUUCCAGAGUCCUAUCAGCAACAGUCAAUGCUCAAACUCCGAGGUCAAAUGGUGUGGAUGACUUCAUUGAACUGCAUGGUGUACUUGUGCUCACCAAAGCUGCGCAGCCUUCAAGAGCUGGAGAAACGAGGCCUGUACAUCUCUGACAUUGCACCUCAUGACACGACGCGUGACCUCAUCCUGCUCAACCAGCAGCGGCUGGCUGAGAUUGAGCUCUCCAACCAGCUGGAGCGCAAGAAGGAGGAGCUGCGGGUUCUCUCCCGUAACCUGGAGGUAGAGAAGAAGAAGACAGAGACUCUAUUGUAUGCCAUGCUGCCCCGCCAUGUGGCCAACCGACUCAAGGAAGGCAAGAAGGUUGAAGCAGGUGAGUUCAAGGUGUGCACAAUUCUGUUCAGCGAUGUGGUGACCUUCACCAACAUCUGCGCUGCCUGUGAGCCCAUCCAGAUAGUCAACAUGCUCAACUCCAUGUACUCCAGGUUUGACCGACUGACCAACGUUCACGAUGUUUACAAGGUGGAAACCAUUGGAGAUGCUUACAUGGUGGUGGGAGGAGUUCCUGUUCCAACCAGCAGCCAUGCUGAGCGUGUGGCAAACUUUGCCUUGGGUAUGCGGAUUGCUGCCCGAGAAGUGACAAACCCCAUUACCGCAAACCCAAUCCAGAUCCGGGUGGGUCUCCACACUGGGCCGGUGUUGGCCGGAGUGGUUGGGGAGAAGAUGCCACGAUACUGCCUUUUUGGGGACACAGUCAAUACAGCUUCUCGCAUGGAGAGUCAUGGAGUCCCGGACCAUAUACACCUCAGCCCCACCACAUACAGAGAACUUGAGAAUAAAGGCUUUGAAAUCACAGAGAGAGGGGAGAUCCAGGUCAAAGGAAAAGGCCUGAUGACCACAUACUUCCUCCUGCAGAAUCUCGGCCUUUCUGAGGACAGAAUUAUGGGCAGAGGAACAGAAGAGCCUUACGUGUACAGUGAUGGCCAACAGGAGAUCACUGAGAAUAGACCAGGUACUCAACAAUCAACUGGUACAGGAACAGAAAAGGAUUUGGAGAAGGGAGGGAGUCAGGAGUCAUCGCCGUCUUUGCAGGGUGACUUAAGCAAUGAUGCACUUAGCUCUAGAUUCUGCCGACUGUUCUAGUUUAAACACCACUGCUGUCUCGUCCAGGAAUAUGUUUUAUAGAAUAAAUGGCAAAAUCCCUCAGCAGUUUAUUACGUUGAUUAGCUACCUUUUUACAUUUGAAUAUGACAAGGCAGGCGGAUAGUAAGUCGACAGUUAAAAAUGCAUAGUUUCACUAUUAAUUCUGUGGAAAUCGUACCUGUGAUCGUAUCUGUCACAUCCUACUGUGAUAAAUUGACAUCUUGAUGUUUGUUUUCAGCAAAGAGCAGUUACUGUCAGGGUCGGCGUCCAUCUGGUCCUGUCCCAAAUGCUUUGUCCCCAUUCAGCCAGCGAUUUUCACUGGCCAUCCUGUUUCCUCCUCUGUCUUCAUCCUAAGUCCUUAGUGCGUUUCCCUCCUCCAUGGACUGCUGUAUAGCUCAAUGGGUUGAUCAUCCAGCCUCUGGUCAUAAGUUCUCACUGGGCCUCGACUGUUUUUCGUCCAUAGUUUCUUCUGUUUAUUAAUCGUAUUCCACCUGUUUCAUGUUGUCCUGUGCCUUCUUGAUCCAUUGAUUUGGUUAUAGUCCACACCUGCCCUUUGUUAGUCCUUGUUGUCUAUGUAUUUCAGUGCCUGCCUUGGUUCAUUUUCCCAAUCAGUCAUUGUUCAUGUCACUGCACGUUUGCAGCUCUGCUUGUUUGCUAGUCCUGCUCCCUCACUUGCUCUGUUCCAUAGCUGUUUGUACUUAGUGGUUUCUUUAGUUUGUUUUUAUUUUUCCUGUUUGCUUUUGACCCCUCACGGUCCCUUUCUUUUGUCCUGUUCCCUGGUGUGUGCAGUUUGUGUAAUAAUGCAGUUGGUUCUCAGAGCUUCUCCGUGGAUUGUCACCUUCUUCCAUCUUCACCAUGCCCUGUCAUAACACUUACUUCUGCUGUGCCUGUGCAAAAUCACCAUUUAAAUAACUGUUCAAGUACAGUACAGAAGAUAUGUACGACAUAACAUGAUCUGUGUGACUGCAGUACCAGUCGUAGCUGAUAUGGCGCCCUAGGUGGGCAACACCAGUGCCCCUCCACCUCCCUCAAAUGGUGGCAAUGUCCACCUAUGUUGCUUAUAGCAGUGUUUGUCAAACCAGUCCUCGUGCAUCCCCAGACAGUGCACAUUUUUGUUCCCUCUCAACUCCCAGGGAAGUGGGAGAGAGCAGAUAUGUGGACCAUCUGGAGAUCCACGAGGACUGGUCUGAGAAACACUGGCCUACAGGACUGACCGGCCCUGUGUGUGAGAUUCUUUUGGGAUUUAAGGACUUAAAUUGAUAGUGUUGGUUUAUGUUUGAAGAAUUUACUAGUCUGCUGAAUAAAACAAAAUAGUUUAAUCUAUCUACUUUAUUAAUUGUUAAAAUGUAACAAUUUCUCAUUGCCUCUGAAGAAAUACUAAUGGACGUGACAUACAGCGAAAUGCCGUCGGUAGUGUGAUUUAAGCAGUCCGGCUUUGAGAACGAAGGACAUGCAUUACAUCACUGCCCUCUGUUUUUAGAAGGAGCGAAUUGUGUCGCUGAACAAUAUAAAUCUGAUUGUUUAAAAUUACAAAGCACUCAGAUAGGCAGAUUAUAAAUAUGUUGCUAUGUAGCAUCAAGUAUUUGAAAACAUAUGCGAAUGUCAUGGAAUGUUUUUUUUCUGUUGACUUACAAUACAAAACAAUGUAGAGCUGUCGGGAUCUGGGGCGGGCAGUGCGACGUGUUGCACCGGUCCCAGUCCUGUAAUGCUGUGUGUAAUGCGUUAAUGUAAAUAGCUUUGCGCAGUCGUCGUCUCUCGUGUUGUAGGUGUGUUGUAAAGUAAUGUCACGUGUGGCAUUUAAUGUUUAGUGCUGUAAAUAGUGGUUUGUGUGGGCCCACUGUACGUGGUGUGGGUAGUCGGGCUGACCCGCCGGGUGGGCAGUGUGUGCGAGUUAGAGCGAAUGAAUGUACGAGUGCAA
Messenger RNA from Brienomyrus brachyistius, 4134 nucleotides. RefSeq names its product guanylate cyclase 1, soluble, beta 2 (gene gucy1b2). Gene Ontology annotation, cellular component: guanylate cyclase complex, soluble. The record is from RefSeq and is a predicted model, not a curated record. Lineage: Eukaryota; Metazoa; Chordata; Actinopteri; Osteoglossiformes; Mormyridae. The transcript is spliced from 15 exons. Gene Ontology annotation, molecular function: guanylate cyclase activity; heme binding. Gene Ontology annotation, biological process: cGMP biosynthetic process; response to oxygen levels. Bases 66 to 2216 code for a protein of 716 amino acids.